AUGGAUCUUACCCGUGCUCCCAUUACUGUCGCAUGGUUACUUGGUACACUCUUUAUCAUGUAUCUUCAAGUUAUAAAGCUUGCUAGCCCAUUAGAUCUCUACUUCGAUUUCAAUCUUAUGAUGAAGAACCAAGAAUACUAUAGACUCAUAACAAGCCUCUUAUACUUCGGUCCAGCUGUACCAGCAACACUCUUCAGCUUGUUAUCCUUCGCUAACUUUGCUUCACUUAUUGAAGUUGAUCUUUUCGGAAGAAAGCCAGCUGAAUUCGUUGUAUUCCUCCUUUACGUAUCUAUCUCAAGUAUCCUUUCUUCCGUUUUCACACGUGAAGUCUUCUUCGGUCCAAUCAUUACUUUGACUUGCCUCUAUUAUUGGACAAAGCAUCAUGGCAACAUGUCCAUGCAGAUCAUGGGCCUUCCAAUUAACAUCAAGGCCGCCUACGCUCCAUUUGCCUACACUGCUAUGAACUAUUAUCGCCAGGGCUUCUGGGGCAUGAUUCCAAAUGUCAUCGGUAUUGUUUUAGGCCAUCUCUACUUCUACUUCCAUGACGUUACAAACGUCAGAUUUGGAAAGAAAUUCAUUGGAGCUCCAAAGUGGCUCAACCAAGCUUUCGAGUAUGUUGAAAAAUUGUUUGUAUAA
Molecule: messenger RNA, 636 nt
Organism: Trichomonas vaginalis G3
Lineage: Eukaryota; Parabasalia; Trichomonadida; Trichomonadidae
Product: ubiquitin-dependent ERAD pathway
Exons: 1
Coding region: 1-636 (211 amino acids)
Biological process (GO): endoplasmic reticulum unfolded protein response
Cellular component (GO): endoplasmic reticulum membrane; Hrd1p ubiquitin ligase ERAD-L complex
Molecular function (GO): ubiquitin-specific protease binding; misfolded protein binding
Source: RefSeq, a predicted model, not a curated record